GGGCAGCAGAAGAUAAGAGGACCAGAAGUAGGUUUUGUAGGUAAACAGCCAAAACAAGGAUGGGGCUGAACUGGGAUUACCAUCAUUGUCAAUUCUAGAGAGGAAUAUGUGGCAGUACUUGUGAGCAUUUAGAAAAUACAAGAUGAAGGUAGGAGCAGGAGGAGCCAAGAGCAGCAAAGAAGCCCAGCAAGGAAUCAACAAGGCGCAAGGAUGAGCAAAAAGACCAAAUGCCCAGAGCAAAUGGGGUCAACCUCUAGAAACCAGAUCUACCUAGUCACUGGCGGCUGUGGUUUUCUGGGGAAACAUCUGGUCCAGAUGCUGCUGGAGCAGGAGCCGGACCUGGCAGAAGUGCGUGUCUUUGACUUGCAUCUGGAUGAGAGCAUGCGGCACUUGAACAGAGUGACUCUGAUCCAGGGGGACAUCACCAACCCUGAAGAUGUGAGGACCGCUGUACAAGGUGCCAACGUGGUCAUCCACACAGCCAGCUUGGUGGACGUUUGGGGCAGAUUCAGCCCUGAGAAAAUCAAUGCUGUCAACGUUUGUGGAACCCAAAACGUAAUUGAAGCGUGCGUAUCGGAAGGGACCCAGUAUCUGGUUUACACCAGCAGCAUGGAAGUGGUGGGACCCAACACUAAAGGAGAUCACUUCUACAGAGGAAAUGAAAAUACUCCUUACAAAUCCAUUCACGAAUUGCCAUAUCCAGUUAGCAAAACGAAAGCUGAGAAGCUGGUGCUUGAAGCCAAUGGACGACCGAUGAAAGGUGGGAAACACUUGGUCACAUGUGCCCUUCGCCCAACUGGCAUCUAUGGAGAGAACCAUCCACUGAUAAAAGAGUUUUACAAGCAAGGGCUGCUCACAGGAAGAUGGAUGUUUCGGGCCAUCCCAGCCUCUGUUGAGCAUGGCAGGGUUUAUGUGGGCAAUGUGGCUUGGAUGCAUCUCUUGGCAGCCCGGAAGAUACAGGAGUCCCCCGUGUCUAUGGGGGGCCAGGUGUAUUAUUGCUAUGAUUCUUCCCCUUACAAGAGCUAUGAGGACUUCAACAUGGAGAUUCUGAGGCCCUGUGGCUUCCGCCUCCUGGGCUCCCGGCCCCUGAUACCUUACUUCCUCCUCCAUCUCAUUGCUUUUCUCAACGUCUUCUUGCAAUGGGUGCUGAAACCUUUCUUCACAUAUGCCCCCAUCCUCAAUCCCUACACCUUGGUCAUCGCCAGCACCACCUUCACUGUGGCAACUGACAAGGCCCAGCGACACUUUGGCUACAAGCCCCAAUACACCUGGGAGGAGAGCCUGAGCCGCACUGUCAAGUGGCUUCAAGAGGUGGACACUCAGACGCAGGCUGGGAAAUAGACCGCCGAGGGAUGGAAAGGCGGAGCAAAGAGAUGUCCCAAAGGAAAAUCAACUCCAAUGUCAUCUACCCAAGGAACAUCUUUGCAAAACUGAGACUUUGUCUCAUCUAGAGCAUUGAAUCUGGGUGGACUCUGGCUCAUGCUAUUAUAUAUUAUCUAACAGUGCCUUUGCAUUUUGCCUUCAUCUAGCACAUAAAACUGACUUAGCACUGCACAGAAGUCAAAGAUGAAAUCUUUACCAAUAGACAGGUAGUUCAUCAAGAAGAAAAGAAGAGGAAGCAGAAAUAGAUUCAUGAACUUUGAGAUACCAUUCAUGACUUUUCCAGAUGCAAAUUCCACAACCAGUCAACUAUGUCCUGGAUCAUGCCUAAGUAUAUAGGACAGUGAUGCAUAUUUCAAGUUUGGUAUCUCUUGGGAGAGCUUUUUUCUGGAAAAGUUCCCAUCCAUUUCUGACAUAACUUCCGGAUCCAGAUUUUGCUUUUGGCAUCACCACAUAUUCCACACAUCUCUCUUUAGUGGGAGCCACUUUCUCCCACAGAUUUCUUCUGUCAUGCUCUUCUUAUAUUCUGUCACCUUGGUAAUCUUGAUUUUGCUGGCAAUGAUUGUGCUGUCGCAGCAUGGGCUGGCAAUCCAUUCCCACCAUACCACAAUCCAAUUCCAAUUUUUCAUUCUACCUCAGUCACCACUACUGUACAUUACUGAUUCCAGUGCAAUAAGGACUCCAGUCCACAUUUUGAUUUAAUUUAGCCAAUGCUUAAUCAUUGGAACGGACAAGAUAAAAUUUCCUUAGUAUUACAAAACAUGACAAUGCAACAUGCUCAUGAUGCCAUGAUGUAAUUUUUUAUAUGUGUGUGUGUGUGUGUUUGUGUGUGUAGGGCUUGUGCAAUGGGAAAGUGACUGGAGAAUUUGUCUUCAGUAUGGGAAAGGUAGUCACAUUUGCUUAACACAAAUAAGGCUGCUAGAAUUUCUGGGUGAAUCCUAAAAACUAAAGGAUGAAUUCUGAAGGGACUGAGAGCAGUUUUUGACAUUUGCCUGUUUGCUUAUAUGUGGAAUCUAAUAAAGAUGGGACACAGCUAAAA
Molecule: messenger RNA, 2419 nt
Organism: Anolis carolinensis (green anole)
Lineage: Eukaryota; Metazoa; Chordata; Lepidosauria; Squamata; Anolidae
Gene: hsd3b7
Product: hydroxy-delta-5-steroid dehydrogenase, 3 beta- and steroid delta-isomerase 7
Exons: 7
Coding region: 211-1341 (376 amino acids)
Biological process (GO): steroid biosynthetic process
Molecular function (GO): 3-beta-hydroxy-Delta5-steroid dehydrogenase (NAD+) activity
Source: RefSeq, a predicted model, not a curated record